AUGACAUAUCUCUACGAGACGCCAGAUCCCACUAUACACGGCAUUCUGCUUCCGCAACUCGACAACAAUCUAGAAUUCGACUUUGGGAUUUUCUUCAUGGACGACAUGGACGACGUCAAGGUUCCCGAGACCCUCCGUCACAGGCCCCCGUUGCCUGAAAUCCGUGACUAUGGACACGGUAUCGAGCUGAUCGUCGGAAGCCCACAGAAACUUGAGCGCAAGCCAUUUGCUGCCUUGUAUCAAGAAUACUGGCAGGAUAACAUGGACAACGACGUCGAUGAGGAAUUGGAGUUUUCCAGCAGUUAUCUUUUGUCCCGCGCCCCUGGUCGCCAGGUGAACCUUGCUUGCCACCGCACUCGAUGGGUCGUUUACAAGGAAGGCCAGUUCGUUUCCUCCAACGAGAGCGUUGCCCUGCGCAAUGCCGGCCAACAAGGCUUGCCUGUUCCGAAAGUCUUUUGUCGGGAAAGGCUCUACGCUGCUGGCGGCGAGGACAUUUACAGCAUCAAAAUGAGCUACAUCGCUGGUCAAGCUCUGACCAGGAUCUGGGUGACUCUGACCCACGAGGAAAGAAUUGACGUAUUUACUCAAGUCCGGAACAUGCUCCUGCACCUGAGUAUCCCAGACAGCGCUCCCAAAGUUAUCGGCAGCUGUGAUGGUCUGGACAUUCGCGACAGUCGACUUGCGAAAACUCACUUUGGUCCUAUCUCCCCAGUUACUAUACGACGCGAUUAUCUGCGCAAGCUCAACCAAAAGAGACACCGUGUGGUCUUUUGCCACUGCGACCUGUCUCCCGACAACAUCAUUGUCAACGAGCACAUGCAAGUCAUUGGCCUACUCGACUGGGAAGAUGCCGGCUAUUAUCCUGAGUAUUGGGAGAACUUCAAGUUUUACUCGCGCCCUGAGAUGGUAAAUGGGUGGCAUGAGUAUGGCAAAUACAUUCUACCCCAUAUUUUUGACGAGGAGGUCAAGGACUUUAUGGAGGUCAGAAAGUAUCAGUUGCCCUAA
Molecule: messenger RNA, 1005 nt
Organism: Akanthomyces muscarius
Lineage: Eukaryota; Fungi; Ascomycota; Sordariomycetes; Hypocreales; Cordycipitaceae
Exons: 4
Coding region: 1-1005 (334 amino acids)
Source: RefSeq, a predicted model, not a curated record